[Candida] anglica is the source of this 1605-nucleotide messenger RNA. NCBI's taxonomy places the organism in Eukaryota, Fungi, Ascomycota, Pichiomycetes, Serinales, Debaryomycetaceae. The record is from the annotation of a GenBank genome assembly.
UCUUCCGAUCCUUCUCUCACUAAAUAUAUACUCCAACAAAAAUGAUUAGGACAAGUAGAUUGGCCCAAUUCAAACCAAGAGCCAAGAUAAGUGGCGGUGUACCAAGAUGUAGAUACUCCACUGGCCAACAACAAUAUUCAUACAAUCAAUACAACCAAUAUCAACUACCUCCAAAAACUUCAUGGCCAAAGAGAAUCAUGUAUACCUUUGUAGGCUUAUCGGCGCUCUCUGCCUACGGAUAUUACAUGUGGUGGCCCAAACACACCUUUCCAUCGUCUGUAGCCAAAAUCUUACGGAAAGGACUUUGGGCUGAAUCGGAAAAUGGAGAAGUGGACUUCCAAUUGGCACUCAAACAUUAUUUGGAGGCAUUGAAACAUUGUGACGAAAUCAAAAUGGAUACGUUAUCGGAUGAGUAUACCGGGAUUCAAUUGAAAAUAGCCGAGAUGUUUGAGCGGUUGAACAUGUUGGAAGACGCAGCAUUUGUAUACAAUGAGAUUGCCACCAUGUAUUUGAAGGUGUUGACCAGUGCCCCAAACUCGGCCGAUCACAAAAGGAUCAAGAAUGAAGAACAUCGGGCUCAUUUGAUUCAAAAGGACUUGCGGAUAGCCAUCAAGCUUGCCUCUCUUAACCUGGGCAAUCAUCAACUCUGUAAGGCGAUUUUGAUCACCCAUUUAUUGAUUGCCCAGGAUGAAGUUCAAAAAAGAUUAGGACCCAAUAAUGAUUUAAGAAAGCUUGUACAACUGGCCAUCAAUAACAAAUCAGGCCCUGACAACAUGGAAGAAGGAGUACAAUUCAAAACCAUCGUCGAUAAAGAUUUUAUUGAAAUAGUUAACGAUGGAGUGGUGAUGAAAGUGGAAAGAAACCCCAUGGCUUGGGAACCAUUUACAGAAGAAUUCUUUAGUGCCAUGGACUUGUUGAUGGCUGUAUGUUUAACCAUGGGGGAUGUUGCCAUGGCAUCUAAAGUUAGAAUUUCUAUGACCGAGUGGAUGUUACUUGCUGAUGUGGAACCUUCAAGAGUAUUGAUUUCUCAAUGUAACUUGGCUGCCCUCCUUUACAUUCAAGCAGAAGAGUAUGAGAGCAAGGCUUACACUAUCAAUAAGGUAGUCGAGAAGUCUACUGCGGAAGAAGAAGAAUAUAACCUUGCUGUUAAGAAUAAGGAGAAUUGUAUUCAAUUGUCAAUGAAGUCAUAUGAAUCCGUUUUGGAAUGUGCCAAGGGAUUACCCGCCAACGUCAUUUCCGCCAACAACGAUAUCAAUGAAGCGGUAGCAUUGGCCACGUAUGGUAUGGGGGUAUUGAAUUUGCAUAUUUCUGACUAUCAAAAGGCAGAAAGAUUACUUCGUGAAGCAAGAGUCAGAUCUAAGGCUUGUGGAUAUGAAGAUUUACUUGGUAUGAUUGAAACUGAAUUAGGUAAGCUCUUCAGAGAAAAGAAAUUAAUUGAUGAAGGCAAGAGCGCCAACAGAAAGAAGAACGAUCAUAUGGAAGUGGAGAUUCAGCUUAGUUCCGAAAGAAAGAGUAAAUAAGGGCCCCUCUACAAGGUUGUAUAUAAAGUUAGAGUCUCGUAAGUAAUACAAAAUAAUAUAAACGUAUAGUAGUGGUAGGUAUCAA